AUGGACCACAUCCAUCCUCUGUCGUGCUCCUGCACAAAAUCGGAAUUGGAUCUUUUCGAAGUGCCACCAACACAGACCAGCAUUGUGGACAGUAGAUGGGUUCAGUAUCACCCGGUGGCCAGUCUUUCCGAGUCUUCUCCGAUAGAAUUUGACAUUCCGGGGGCGGGGGAAGAAUUCACCGACCUUAGCCAGACUCAGCUAUACGUGAGAGCCAAAAUCGUUCGACCCAACGGUGCCGACCUACCAGGAGACGCGAAGGUGGGACCCGUCAAUCUGUGGUUGCAGUCGUUAUUUCAACAGGUAGACGUGUCUCUUGGAGGAAAGCUGAUAACCGACGCUACAAACUGUUACCCCUAUCGCGCCUACCUGGAAACCCUGCUGAACUUUGGUUCUGAAGCAAAACAGUCACAACUGACCUCUUCCCUGUUCUAUCAAGACACGCCAGGAAAACUUCACCUGGUCGAUCCUUACCCAGCAGGCGACAAUCCAGACGCGAACGAGGGGUUAGUCAAGCGUGCCAACAUGACCCGUGGCGAGAUUGACCUCCAAGGACCACUUCAUGUCGAUCUCUUCUUUCAAGAUCGCUUUUUGCUCAGUAAAGUCGAUGUUAAAAUCAAACUGCAUCGAUCGAAACACCAGUUCAGUCUGAUGGCACAAGGGGAACAGUAUAAAGUCGUCAUCACCGAGGCUGCCGUGUUUCUAAGGAAGGUCAAUCUGCUACCCACCUACCAGCUGUCCAUCGAAAGUCGACUCAACAAGGAGACGGCCAAGUACCCUCUCAGGAGGAUUCAAGUGAAACCCUUCACCAUUCCACAAGGAAACCACACGGUGUCCAACGACAACCUGUUCCUGGGUCAGGUCCCCAAACGCGUCGUCAUUGGUCUGGUGGACAACGCCGCCUUUCAGGGUUCGUACGGAACCAAUCCCUACAAUUUCCAACACUUUAACCUAAACCAUAUCAGUCUCUGUGUCGACGGACGGGAGGUUCCUCACAAGGCGCUGACACCCAACUUUGAGCAGGGGCAGUACAUCAGAAGUUACGUGAAUCUCUUUGGGACGACUGGAAAACAAGGCCAGGACUGUGGCAACCAGAUCGCCAGAGACGACUUCGAUAAGGGGUACACGCUCUUCUGUUACGACCUCAGCCCAGACCUGUGUGGGUUAGGAGGAGACCACUUUAACGUGAUCAGACAGGGAAACCUCAGGCUGGAGCUACACUUUGCCCAGGCUCUGGAGCAAACGGUGGUCGCAGUGGUCUUUGCAGAGUUUGACAACCUGCUGGAAAUAAACAGGCAGAGGAACGUCAGCUUCGACUACAGCAACUAGAGAGAUGGACACGAGACAGCUGUACACCGUCUUGCGAAGCGACAAGAAAACGGCCCCUUACGUGCGCGGAGUCUUUGCUUCCAACAAGCUACCGAUACGUGUACCGGAAUUCCCGAGCGUUUUCAUCGUAAACAGUGACCCAAGUGAUAAGCCGGGCCAGCACUGGUUGGCCAUCUACUUCGACGAGGAUGGGCGAGGCGAAUUUUUCGACUCUUAUGGACGUGCACCGAGUGUUUAUCCUCGAAACAUAGAAAGAUUUUUGAGUAGAAAUACCCGCCUUCCAUGGAUUUGCAACGAACGUAGGAUACAAGCUAGAUUUUCGACCACUUGUGGUCAGCAUUGUCUAUUUUACCUCUUACACAGAUGUCGGAACAUUUCGUUGAGUAGUAUAGUUGAUAUGUUUAGUGACAAUUUAGAACUUAACGAUGUAUCAGUAGCGCAGUUUAUAGAGCGACAUUUCGAUAUCGAUGCUCCGGUAGUGGACGUCGACCACGUCAUGCGGCAAAUCGCUAGGGCGUUAGAAGACUUUGAUAGAAAUUAAGUAAGUGACGGUUGACAUGUGUGUGUAUCACCAACCUUAUAGUUUUAAAAUAAACGAGUGACAAAUAAAGGU
Branchiostoma belcheri (Belcher's lancelet) is the source of this 1939-nucleotide messenger RNA. RefSeq lists its product as uncharacterized. The record is from RefSeq and is a predicted model, not a curated record. Gene Ontology annotation, biological process: deoxyribonucleotide biosynthetic process. Gene Ontology annotation, molecular function: ribonucleoside-diphosphate reductase activity, thioredoxin disulfide as acceptor. Lineage: Eukaryota; Metazoa; Chordata; Leptocardii; Amphioxiformes; Branchiostomatidae. Gene Ontology annotation, cellular component: cytosol. Bases 1 to 1326 code for a protein of 441 amino acids. The transcript has a single exon.